GCGGCGCGGGGCGCGGAGCCGCUGUGGCGGACGCCGCCGGGCCGCCUGGCCCCGCCGCACGUGUACCGCAUGGCCGGCGCGCUGGGCUCCGAGCUGCGCCGCCUCUCGGGCCGCUUCGGGCCCGACGCUGUGGCCGGGCUGGUGCCGCCCGUCGUGCGGCUCCUGGAGCUGCUGGAGGCGCUGGUGGCCCCGGCGGGCGCCGAGGCCGAGACGCCGCCGUCCGGGCGGCAGGACGCGGAGGAGCUGGAGCAGAGGCUGCGGGUGGCCGAGCACCGGGAGUGGGUCCAGGCCGAGCGCCUGGCCCACCUGGAGGAGCAGAACCGGCAGCUCCUGGGGCAGCUCGCGGAGAGCCAGUCGCACGGAGAUAGCGCAGCGCGGAAGGAGCGAGAAGUGAUGCUGCGGCUGAAGGAGGUGGUGGACCGGCAGAGGGACGAGAUUCGCGCCCAGGCCCACGAGAUCGUCUGCAAGAGCCGAGACACGGAGGCGCUGCAGGAGCAACUGAAUCGCUUCAUGUCCAUGAACGAGGACCUGCGACACAAGGUAGCCGUGGUGCAGGCUCAGCUCAAGAGCGCGCUGGAGAAGAAGUCAGACCUGGAGGCCGUCGUGCUGCAAACCCAGAGGGAAAUGAGCAGGAGGACCAGGACUGCUUCUGAAGCCCAGCUGCCAAAGUCCAGCCUGGAAGGAGUGCCGUUGCCUGCAGGGGAGGACCCGCUGCACCAAGGCCCGGGCAGGAGCCCUGCUCACUGCUGCUUCUCAAAGGAAGAGCUGCAGCAAAUCCUGCAAGAACGGAACGAGCUCAAGACCAACCUGUUCCUGGUGCAGGAGGAGCUGGCUUAUUACCAGCGGGAGCUGCUGAACGAAGAGAGAAUUCCCAGCUUCUUCUUGGAUGCAAUGAAAUCGACUAUCAAAAAACAGAGGAGAAAAAUCAGAGCCAAAAUGCUGGGAACAGCGGAGGAGCCAGCAAGCAGCGAAGAAGACGAGGGCUCCUGGCUGCCGGCUCCCGGCGCCGACUGCGUGGAUGCUCAGCCGCCCGAGUCCAAAAUCAGGAGCUUCUUCGGGCUGUGGUAUCAGGGCAGCAGCAAAGACCCCCCCGCGCCCAGCUGCUCCGGAGCCUGGGAAAUCAUCGACUCGCCGGAAGCGCACCCGGAGCGGGAGGGCGAGAGCGAGCCGGCGGCCGGCUCCCCGGACAGAGCGACGCCGCUUCCCUGACCCGGCACCGGAGCGGGAGCUCGGCUCCGGCCUCGCCGCCGCGGCGCUCCCCUGCCCCGGCUCCUCCCGCGUCCCGGCGGAGGCCGCGGCGGGGAGGCUCGGCACGGCGCAGCAUGUCCGUCCGUCCGUCCGUCCGUGCGUCUCGCCGCUCGGCCGCCUCUCCGUCGCGCCCGUUCCCGCUGGCGUCGGGACGAGCUUUAGCCUGCGGCCGGGCCCCGAAGCCCCGCGCCGGCGCCCCGCGGGGCUCUUCCCCUCCGCCGGGUCGCUGCCGGCGCCGCGGUUAUCCCGCCUCCUCCCUUUCCGGGGGUCCCGUCCAGCGGGCCGGCCGGGCGCGCGGCGGGGGGAAGCGCGGUUCCCGCUCCGCCGCGCGCCGCCCCGUCUUGCACUUUUCGGACUGCGGGUGAAUCGCUUUUGUACCGGGACUUUUUUCCUUCUACUGCUGGAAAUUGGAAGACUUUAAUGUCGACCCCUCCACACCCCGAUCCUCAUCUCCCUGGGGUCCUCACGGGUCGGGUAUUUCCUAGCUCUAGAACCGGAGCCAGAAAUAAAUCACUCUUGCGUGUGCC
Molecule: messenger RNA, 1775 nt
Organism: Rhea pennata
Lineage: Eukaryota; Metazoa; Chordata; Aves; Rheiformes; Rheidae
Gene: RILP
Product: Rab interacting lysosomal protein
Exons: 8
Biological process (GO): early endosome to late endosome transport; cilium assembly
Cellular component (GO): lysosome; ciliary basal body; cytoplasm
Molecular function (GO): small GTPase binding; dynein light intermediate chain binding; protein dimerization activity
Source: RefSeq, a predicted model, not a curated record